This is a messenger RNA of Colletotrichum graminicola M1.001, 2037 nucleotides long. RefSeq names its product HMG box protein. The record is from RefSeq and is a predicted model, not a curated record. Gene Ontology annotation, molecular function: RNA polymerase II cis-regulatory region sequence-specific DNA binding; DNA-binding transcription factor activity, RNA polymerase II-specific. Gene Ontology annotation, biological process: anatomical structure morphogenesis; negative regulation of transcription by RNA polymerase II; cell differentiation. The transcript has 2 exons. Bases 1 to 2037 code for a protein of 678 amino acids. NCBI's taxonomy places the organism in Eukaryota, Fungi, Ascomycota, Sordariomycetes, Glomerellales, Glomerellaceae.
AUGGCGGAUGUGGUUUCUACUCCUCGACCGCGGCGGUCGACUUCUUCCUCCGGGGGCAACUCUGCCCACUCGGUCAUGGAACGAAGGACAAGUGAGGAGACGGACGAAGGACCGGACUCUGUAGGCUCUGCAGGCAGUCGCGCGAGCAGAAAGCGCGCGGCUUCCAUCGACAUCGAGGAAGCGAAUAGCUCGAGAGGGAGAGAAUUCAGCUUGGAGAGCGGUCCGACGGGUAGCGAGAGCGGCAAGGACUACAUCUGUCUCUGCACGCCUGCCCUCAAGGUUCCAAGACCUCGUAACGCCUUCAUUCUGUACAGACAGCACCACCAAGCACAGGUUAUUGCUCAGCACCCAGGUCUUUCUAACCCGGAAAUCUCCAAAAUCAUAGGAGAGCAGUGGAGGAUACAGCCUGACGACGUCAAGGAAAGUUGGAAGAAACUCGCGGAAGAAGAGAAAAUUCGGCAUCAACGCCAAUACCCGGACUACCGUUACCAGCCUCGACGCGGCGGCAGGCCAGGAAGCCGGCCGAGCCUAUCGUCUGGGGCCGAUACGGGUCGGUGCUCCAAGUGCGGCGGCAGAUUCAUCGCGACUCCGAGAACACCAACAACGCCGUUUGGAACGCCGACCGCCGCGAAAUCCAACAUGUCCCCCCCUCACCCGAGAGAUGGUCGUGACGGCGACGGUGACCACCACCGGCACACCUUGCCCGGUGCGAAGCAACAGUACCAGUUUCAACCCAACAACCUGCGAGACGUGGAAGAAGAAUACGAAUCCAUGUCGCCGUCCCUGGAGCUCAAACGGCGCCGGUUCAACGGAAUGGGGCACUACCAGGCCGUCUCGUCCCCAGGGCCCUACACGGGCCAUCCCUUGUCGAGGCAACCUAGAUCGUCGCUGAGCAUGCCUCCCACACCGCCACUAGCGGGUUACGGGCCGCUGCCCGGCCCUUCAGCACUUGCGAGGACCGGGAACAUGGCGCCUCCUCCGCGACCCCAUCAUCCUGCGUACGCAGGACCGAGCCGCGGUCCCGGUUUCGACGAGAGCCUCCGCCUGCCCCCGCUGCAAACCCAGACAUCUCCGCCGUUUAACAGAGAAAACGACGCAAACGACCGCCCGAGCGCCCACCCCGCUACUGGUCUGGGCAUCACCAACCCGCGGGAUAGCUACGCCCAAAGCCUCGAGGCCAUGAUCAUGACGAUUCCUUUUUUGAGCAAGCUAAAGGUGCUGCAGAAAAUCAGCCCAACGCUAACCCCGCCAGGACCAUCCAGCCCGGACAUGGAGGUUCGCGGAGCAGUAAUUGCCGUCGAGGGGGCCGACGCCCGGCAGCUGGAGCAGGUGGGAACGGCUAUUCACCGAUCCCUCCUUGGCCUGGCCGAAAUCGACUUGAAAACGUGGAGCGACGGACCAAACAUGGCGGCGCCUAUCUUGUCAGCCGAGGAAGUCGCGAAUAUGAACGAUACGGCGUCUGUUGGGAGCAGCAGGAAAAGCAGCCACUCGCAACCCAGCUUGCAAACAUCCGAGCUCUUCGCCAACUACAUGCAGACCAUGAUGAAGUGGCACGGGAAGUCGCGGGAGAUUGUCAAGCACGUGUCCACGAGGCCGGUAUCUGGACUGAGCGGGUCGCCUCUCACGAGGCGAGCAUCGGACGGGGAUGCUGGCGGAUUCGGGCAGAGUUCGGUAUCGUUGCCCGGCACAGACAAGACGCCGAUCGCCCUGCUCCCUGCAGGAUUCAGCUUGUCCAUUUCUGACAAGUAUGCUUGCAUGAUACCCAUUGCGGAUUCGUACGCCCCGGUCGACCACUGGCAGUGGAUGUCGACUCUAUGGAGAGGAAUCGUUGGACCAGACCUCGUCAUCUACGUCAAGUCGGUGGUGGAGGACGAGGUCACCCGCGCAGGCGCUGUCGAGUUCAGAGGUCCCGGCGUGAUGGUGGUCAGGAUUGCGCAUAAUAAGUCUCUGGACGAGAAGACCGAGCGACGCAUCUCCUUUGAAGUAGUGGAGUGGAUUAGAGGCGGUAGUUACCAGGAGGGAUUCGGACGAAGUUGA